AGACGGACCGAGGGGAACAGGUUGGAAGAGCAGGAGGCUUCUUGGUAUAUUCAAAUACUGUUGGUUGCAAAUUGUAACCGGACCUAACACGCAAACUGGAAGUAAUGGCUAAACCUUCUGCAUGGCAGGAAGGGCUCAGCGCAGCGUGGGUGCCCAGGGAUCCACUGCCUGAGUGCGGGGAGAGCAGCGCCCGAGACCCCAGAGCCAUGAACCACACCAAGGGGGGCCUGGUCAUCUUCACCGCCAACUCACACCCGCCCAGCCGCGAGCUGGGGAAGAGGAUCUCAGAGCGGUUAGGGGUGGAGCUUGGCAAGGUGCAGGUGUACCAGGAAGCUAACAGAGAAACAAGGGUCCAGGUCCAAGAGUCGGUGCGAGGCAAAGAUGUCUUUGUGAUCCAGACAAUGUCCAAGGAUGUGAACACCACCAUCAUGGAGAUGCUGAUCCUGGUCUACGCCUGCAGGACGUCCUGUGCCAGGAGCAUCACGGGCGUGCUGCCCUACUUCCCCUACAGCAAGCAGUGCAAGAUGAGGAAGAGAGGCUCCAUCGUCUCCAAGCUCAUCGCCUCCAUGAUGUGUAAAGCUGGUCUCACCCACCUGAUCACCAUGGACCUCCAUCAGAAGGAGAUUCAAGGCUUCUUCAACAUCCCAGUGGACAAUCUGAGAGCCUCCCCCUUCCUGCUGCAGUACAUACAGGAAGAGAUCCCUGACUACAGAAAUGCUGUGAUCGUGGCCAAAUCCCCAGCCUCUGCCAAAAGGGCUCAGUCGUUCGCUGAGCGUCUGCGUCUGGGUAUCGCAGUGAUCCACGGCGAGGCUCAGGACGCCGAGUCGGACCAGGUGGACGGACGCCACUCGCCUCCCGCCGUGAAGACCACAGGAGCCAUCCACCCCAGCAUGGACAUACCAUUGUUGAUCCCUAAAGAGAAGCCUCCCAUCACUGUGGUUGGAGACGUAGGAGGACGCAUCGCCAUCAUAGUGGAUGACAUCAUCGAUGACGUGGACAGUUUUGUGGCGGCAGCAGAGACGCUGAAGGAACGAGGCGCCUACAAGAUCUUCGUCAUGGCAACGCACGGCAUCCUGUCCUCAGACGCCCCGCGGCUCAUAGAGGAGUCGGCUAUAGACGAGGUGGUGGUGACCAACACGAUUCCUCACGAGCUCCAGAAGCUCCAGUGUCCAAAGAUCAAAACAGUCGACAUCAGCAUGAUCCUGUCGGAGGCCAUCCGCCGCAUCCACAACGGAGAGUCCAUGUCCUACCUGUUCCGCAACAUAGGAGUGGAUGACUGAACACACACACACACACACACACACACACACACACACACACACACACACACACUCUUACCAUUUGCCUUUUCAGAUCUCUCCAGAAACAUAGAGCUGAAUGUCAAACACUGAAAAGUCUCAUUUCCUGCUUGUAUCAUAACAUAAAUCUAAAGCUAACCCUUUGUUUUGAGUGCAGCUUAACAGAGAAGAUGACUGAACACACACACACACACACACUCCCACAGAUGAAUCCUGACUGAACACUGAUCUGUGUCCUGAUUGGACUACUGCCCGUCUCUCCUGUCAAACAGUUCACACCUCAGUUUUUUACUCUCGUCAUGUCGACAUUUCUUUCCACUCGAGUUAUCGUUGUUACAUCUGUGAGUCGUAGCGUUGAAUGUCUCUCGCAGUACAAUCUCCUUUUACUUCUAGUAGUCUAGACGGAUUUCAGAAUAAAAGCCUUCUAUAAGAAGUGAGGAGCAUUUAUGGGUACAAGUCAGGAACCGGCCUACCUUACAGAUCUCAAGGGUGCUGAGU
This is a messenger RNA of Centropristis striata (black sea bass), 1796 nucleotides long. RefSeq names its product phosphoribosyl pyrophosphate synthase-associated protein 2. The record is from RefSeq and is a predicted model, not a curated record. NCBI's taxonomy places the organism in Eukaryota, Metazoa, Chordata, Actinopteri, Perciformes, Serranidae. Gene Ontology annotation, cellular component: ribose phosphate diphosphokinase complex; cytoplasm. Gene Ontology annotation, molecular function: ribose phosphate diphosphokinase activity; magnesium ion binding. Gene Ontology annotation, biological process: purine nucleotide biosynthetic process; 5-phosphoribose 1-diphosphate biosynthetic process. Bases 105 to 1280 code for a protein of 391 amino acids. The transcript is spliced from 11 exons.